GCUCUGGUCUUCUAUUCACACGGUCUUUACGCCAUACUCACAGUCUACAGAUUAUAGAUGUCCACAGAAUCUUCUGACUCUUCCUUUUCUGGUCGUCUACCAGAAGAGCUCUUGCCAGAACUUGAACACCUGUCUCGAUAUCUCUGGAUCAUUUCUGUCUUUGCGUUACCUGAUAGCCGCAACUUGUUACCAGAUCUAUGUGGUCCCUCGUAUACUGGAACCCUGAGGGCAUUGCUGACAAAGUUGAAGGGUGAACUCAGCGAGUGCGUUGCUCAUAUCGACGAGGCGGAAGAUCCAGACGCCGAGCAGACGGAUCUGUUCUCUAGGACGGCUGCUCGGCUUGUCGAGUCGGUUAAUGUAGAGCGUAGCAUGAGGAUAGUUACUGCUCACGCACGCCACGUUCUACCUGCUAGUAUAUAUGCCAACACCGACCCCGCUGACGACGUCGACGAUCGCUCUGAUCCGCCAUUGCCUUUUCCGCCCAGAAGAGCACAACGGGAGAACUCUCUGAGAGGGUCUUUUCUGAGGAGUAUUGACUCGCGAGUCCCUCAUCCUGCCAGAGAUCCGUUCACCGAAGCUUUACCGGAACCAGUCAAUCCGUUUGAUACAAAUCCUCGACAGACCUGGAAUCCCCUGUUUUCGUUACAUUUUACUCGAAACACCGCUGCAUACGAUCAAAGCAUAUACCCUGCAGAUGAAAUGAAUGUUAUGUUUGACGAUGGUGGGGAGGCUUUUGAUUACAGACGUGACAGCAGAGCUGUUCCUGGACAUCACCAGCGAACGAUGCACGUCCCUGCUUCUGCCCCGAGAGAUUGGAGAACUGCAAGCCUAGACAGUACUGUGAAUCAUGACGGCUGCAGAUCCGACAAUCCUGGUCCGUUCACAUGGAUUGGCAAAGUGUAUGCCCAGCAAAGUGCGAGAUAUGAAAGCCCGAGGGCUCGAUUUGAUAAUACUGUUGUGAUCACAAAGUUCACGAGGCAGUUUGUGAGGUCGACGCUGGAUGGCUCUCAUUUCACGGUUGCAAAUAAGAUUUUUGAAGAUCUUUUGCAGCAGAUGAUUAUCGACAAGCUGAACGGUGGAGACGACGAAUGCGUGAUCUCGCAUGACGACGUGCUUCUUAAAUCGGAGAAGGUAUUUGCGCCCGUGCUGUUUGAUCUUAGGGCAGUUUCAAAACGUUUGGGCGCGGCUUUGAAGAUUGAUAUGACGAACCCGCGCCGACUGGAUCCGUACAUCUUGACGUCGGAUCUGGGAGAGGCGCUCGAAGUGUGUAGUCUUGAUGGGACUGCAGACAAUAUCUUGAUGCAAUGCAGAGUAGCGAGGGCUGAUGCGGAACAAAUACUGUUUACGCGACAUGCAUCGUAUAUUCACGUUGCGAGCCGUGAAGGAUUCUGCGGACAGGUAUUCAAUCUGAAGCCGAGAGUUUACGAGCCAUUUUUUAUCAUGGAUCCGCAAAAGGUGCACUGGAGUCUUGCGCCUGAUAUACCGUGGCUGGUAUACAACAAACGUCAGGAGACAUUUACAGGAAUUGCGCCCAACUUUCAGCAAAAGACAGCUAUCCAGACUAGUCUGAUUGCGACUUAUGUUUGGUACGGGGUGUACAGGGAGAUUCAGCAAUUUGUGGAGAUUGUGAUUGAUUUGGGUCUAGACCCCGAUUACGGAAGAAUGGGGUUUAUAAGUCUACGCACCUCAUCGCAGGGAGAAAAGGCGGUGUAUACAGCAACUCCAACCGCCGAGGAAGACAAAUCAACAGACCAAGCGGACGUGACAUCGAGUAGCAUCCAGUCUUCUAUGGGACCGCCUGUGGUAUCGGUUCCGAUGAGUCUCCCAAACGCUACGACUCAGAUAGUUGCAGAGAUUGUGCCGAGCUAUGAAGCGUCGAUGUCGUUUGCUAGAUCGAGGAUCACGGGUGAUGAUGGAGAGCCUUGCAACAUUUUAUCAUCAUUGACCUGGGAGCGUGUCAGGCCUGAGAAUCCGGCAGGGAGGGGGAAUGAUCCGGCUGCUCGCGGAGAUCAAACUCAGGGCAUGAGCAGGGAUAUGGAUAUGGAUAUGGACUCGGAUACCGGUUCAGAUAGGGAGUUUGAUUCUGUGGCGAUGGCUUUUGCUGAUGAUUCAAAUGCCGGUUCCUGCCAGUGACUGAGCUAUUAUACCCGCUUUACUGUGUUUUCUGUCAGACUGUUAAAAAGAAGAAGUGCUCGAGGAGUGUUCUGUUUACUGUAUAGAUAGCUAUAAC
Molecule: messenger RNA, 2230 nt
Organism: Myxozyma melibiosi
Lineage: Eukaryota; Fungi; Ascomycota; Lipomycetes; Lipomycetales; Lipomycetaceae
Exons: 2
Coding region: 58-2133 (691 amino acids)
Source: RefSeq, a predicted model, not a curated record